CGACGAUUUUUUAGCAAGCUUGUGGGGGAUACACCACCAUCCUCAAUCCAUCCGGUGUAUUUUGUGCAUUCCAAGUCCGCUAAGGCUGCAGAGGACAAGUUUGGUGUAGGCAUAAACUUUUCCCAUAUUCUUUACAAAACAAUCAGGGUUUUGCUUGAAAAAUCGGUGACCUACAACACCUCGGGGAGUUUUGACUGCACCGACCUGUCUUUCAGAGUGUAAGGAGUUGAACACGUUUAAGUUCAGAAGGUUUCGGCCGUGGUAGCCAGACUCUCGGCAUUGUCACUUAACAGGGAGCGCACUCAUGGUUUAGAAAAGAGUUAAGCGGAGGAUUUUGUAACCGACGAGAAGACCUAUUUGCACAACCAAGUCGUAUUUGGAAGUUAAGUUACGAAGAAACAGACGACUAGUUGAGAACACUCAUGUGGAGGUAUGUGCUGGCAUACGGAUUCAGAAACCUCCAUCCCCACGUUACCGACCCAAGAACCCCCAAACUUGGACGUCUCUUUAUCAUUAGGUCAAAGGGACUGCCGGCGCUGUGGCGCGAGGGACCCUCAAAAGGUAGCCGGCUUAAACAACCCCAAGUAAGUAUCAACACUCCUCUCAUCUACCUCUAUUGCAGCAGAAGAAUUAACUCCGGAGGAAAGGCUUUCUAGAUGUUUUCCUUUACGAAAAUUUUCAUGUGAAUAUUGUUCUAUAAUUAAUGAGUCCUGCUCACGUUCUUCUUCGAUCGAGCACAUGGUCUCUAUCCAUUUUCUUGGUGUUGUUGGUUAUGCCUUACUGAUCCAUGUGAAAAGAUCGAAAUAGGUGUGUUUUCGUGGCGCACUUCAACAGAUGAGCCAACUACUGCUACUGGACAAACUGUGUGAAGCAUAGCUUGCGAAUUGACCAUCACUCAGAACCGGAAGCUGUCCACUUAGAUUCUUUUACCUAGCACCUACAUGCCUUUGUUGUAUCCUAGUGGUUUCUAUCCGCAAGGUACUGGUAAGGUUAACAUUUUAAUGUGUUGAUCGCAUACAUUAGCUUAAUCAGAAAGAGUUAUCCCGCAGAAAAGAAAUUCAUAUUGUUGGUUUACUGUAUUCUGUGCUUUACUGACAUGUACGAGUUUGAAGUGCUUUCGAGUCUUAAUAUUCAAAACAUUAUUCCCUCUCUUUUCUUUAUAUCGUAGUUAUAAUUUUCUAAUGUCUAGAAAUAAAUCUUCGACGUGUUCCAAUUCCAGCUGGUGUUGUUGUCGUCGCCAGUUCAUUCUGAUACAUUCUGGUCUCAUGGAUUUGUACGUGAUAAGUCAUGAUGACUGAGCUCAAGCCCAUUAGUAAUUGACUAACUGGAAAUAAUUUCACGCCCACGUCAUUCAAGGCGUUCGGUGCUGUCCUGCUUCCAAGCGGUGACUAGAUUGUGUGGGGUGCAUCUCUAGAUUCUAACUGUGUGGCCGGUCAUGAUGCUGGCAUACUGGGAGGACAGUCAUAGUAUAAGUGGAAGUUGAAUGUGUAAAAUUAAAAUGUCAACCAGCUCUCGAAAUGAAGAGCGUGCAGAUUAGCAAAGCAGGGUGCAAGCACCACAAAGAUACGCUGACUCAAAUCGCCACUUAGCGAUCUUAUCACCGUUUUAAGGUUGUGCCUAAGCUCGAACGAGGUUGAAGACACUGUAAUGAGUCCGUUCUCUAGUAACGAAUGUGAUGCGAGUUGGCCUUCUACGUCUAGCAAGGAACAUGAGGAAUCGACGAGCCCUAAUUCCAAGGGCAAGGGGAAAAAAUCUAGCUUAUCACCGGAUUCGGACAAGGAAAUCGAAGUCUCAAACAAACUCACUGUCCCUGAAGUUUCUAGUUUGUCAUUGACAGACUCCCAGCAAUCUUUGGAGAGAGGGAGCUCUUCCAGCUCAAUUUUCUCCGACAUCAAUGGACUAUCAACAGAGAAUGUUGAAAAUGAUUAUCUUGAUUCUGAUUCUCUCGAUUCUGAUUCUCUCAAUUCUGAUCUUCUUAAUUCUGAGUCCUUCAAUAACACACAGGUUUCUGGAACUCCCGUAACUGCAUCCAUACUCACCGGGGCAGUAUCGCAAUAUGAGACUGAUAGCUUUGCGAGGAACGAUGAAGUUGAGCAUCUUAAUCUGGAAUUGGAUGCAAACACUGAGAAUAUGCAGGAAACUACUCAUGACGCCCUCGAUCCAAACUCGAUUGAAGUUUACAUCAAAACUAAACCAUUGAGAAAAUUUGAGGAUCUUUCUGGCACCGAGUCAGGCUGUAUUCCAGGCGCUAUUAUGGGUCAUUUUAUUGGUAUUUCAGGCGAUAUUUUUGACCGUUCUACAUGGUUUAAUCUAAAUCUUGAUCGAACGGAUUCUCCCUUGGUCUCAUCACGUGGCAUCACCAUCCCUAGUUUUGACAUGGGCAGUGGCGAGUUACGCUCACAGCAAGCACUGAUGAUCUCAGGGAGACUGAACUUAUGGACGCUGAGGAAAUUAUCGACUAAAAGUUAUAUAUAUAUACACACAUACUGUCUGCGGCACCUUCUAUUCUGCUCCACUCGUCUCUUAUUGGUAACUAUCACUUUUACAUUAUUCCUCGAGAGAUGAGAUAUUUUUUUCAAUUUUGGGAGUGUAUCACUUUUACAUUAUUCCUCGAGAGACGAGGUAUUUUUUUCAAUUUUGGGAGUGAAGAUAUAUUUUUAUUGGCUUAUCUUCUACAGGCGCUUCACAAGGAGGUUGAAAGAGUACAAUACUCAAAGAAAUUAACAAAUAUUAUCCAUAGUUUGUUAUAAAUAAUGUUAAGUUUUAUUAUUAAAAAAUGAAAACUUAUUAGGAAUUGUGUGAAGUUCUAUUAUGCAAGAAUAUAGGAUAUAUAUUAAAAGUAGAAACAUUACAACCUAAAGACUUGAUUGCUUAUAUUAAUAAAAUAAUAUUUAUUAUUAA
This is a messenger RNA of Physcomitrium patens, 2901 nucleotides long. The record is from RefSeq and is a predicted model, not a curated record. Lineage: Eukaryota; Viridiplantae; Streptophyta; Bryopsida; Funariales; Funariaceae.